AUGUCAAAUUCUAAUCAGUCCCGGGCAGCCGAUGCACCCUAUGUAGCCUUUAAAGAUGAGGAAGAUGAUUUAGAGGAAGGCAUGUCUGAUAGCUACCCGCUACACCCUACAAAUAAUGCUAGUUCUUCGCGAAAAUCAGCAUCACAGCCCUCAUUUUUACAAGCAUUUUCAACAAGUACGCAACAAAGAUACAAGCCAUUGCCCGCUUCAUUAAUGGUUGAGGUACCUCGAGAUAAUACGGCGGAUAAUGGUACUUCUAGUCGGCCACGUUGGAAUUUUAGGCCACGUAAUCGAAAUGAAAGGCAACACAUGAGACCGGAGAUGGAUAUUCGUGAACUUACAAUGUGGAAGUGGGCUAAUGUCGAAAAUUUGGACCUGUUUUGUGAACAGGUAUAUUCAUAUUAUGUAGGCAAGGGAAAGUAUUGCAUAUUGCUUAGCCGAUUUCUAAAUAUACUGACAUUGGCUUUUGUAAUAGGAUUCUCGACCUUCCUAAUUGGUUGUAUUGAUUACUCAGGGUUGAAACCCAACACUAGACUUCCUGAUCUAGUAAUACCGCAUUGCAUUAGUCAACUAUCUGGCAUGAUGAAAUUAUUUCUUGUGCUGUUUUCCUGCUUUUUGCUACAUCGAAUUUUCCGACUAAUAUUGGAUGUGCGGCGUUUGACCGAUAUGUUUAACUUUUUCAAAUACCUUUUAAACAUUCCGGAUGAGGAUAUGCAAACAGUUACAUGGCAGAAGAUUGUCAACCAAAUAAUGAAAAUCCGGGAUAAUAAUCCUACAACAAGUCAUCAAGUCCGCCAUCUUACACAUACUCAACAGCGUCUUGAUGCCCAUAAUAUUGCGAAUCGGAUCAUGCGUCAGGAAAAUUAUCUGAUAGCCUUGAUAAAUAAGGAGUUAUUGAAUUUGUCGAUUCCGAUCCCGUUUCUCGGACGACGGCAAAUGUUAACCAAGAUUCUUGAAUGGAAUUUGAGUUUUUGCAUAUUGGAUUAUGUGUUUGAUGAAGAUGGACAAAUUUCGAACCGUUUUCUCAAGAAUGUCGAUAGAGAGGACUUAAAACAGAAAUUACGGCGUCGAUUUAUUUUCAUGGGAUACAUUAAUUUCAUAUUUGCUCCUUUUAUUGUUGUGUAUCUUCUUUUGUUCUUCUUUUUCCGAUAUUUUGAGGAAUAUUCUAAAAAUCCCAGUUCAUUGGGCUCACGUCAAUGGUCGCCAUUUGCUAAAUGGAAAUUUCGAGAAUUUAAUGAGUUGCCACAUUUAUUUCAACUGAGAUUGAAUAACAGCUAUGAACCUGCAAUGAAAUACAUUAAUCAAUUUCCUAAGGAGAAAUCUGUAUUAGUCGCGAGAUUCGUGUCCUUUAUUGCUGGAUCCUUUGCCGCAAUUUUAAUAUUGGCAACUCUAAUAGAUUCCGAAUUAUUUCUUCUCGAGAUCACACCCGAACGUACAGUGCUCUCGUAUAUUGGAAUUUUCGGGAUUAUCUUACAUAUCAGUCGUGGUAUGAUUCCAGAUGAUCAUUCAGAAUUUGAUCCAGAAAAGCUUCUAAAGGAGGUUAUCGAGUACACGCAUUAUUUACCAAAUGAGUGGAGAGGAAAUUUACAUGCGGACGAGGUCCGAAAAGGAUUUGCAGAAUUAUUUGAAAUGAAGAUAAUGUUAUUCCUUCAAGAAAUACUUGGUGUCAUUUUCACGCCUUUUAAAAUUGUUGACUUUUUCCUCCAAUUUACCGUUCAUGUGGAUGGUGUCGGGCAUGUUUGCAGUUUUGCCGUGUUUGACUUUAAGAGACAUGGAAAUGUCAAAUAUGGGGCACCAGCCGAAGUAGAGAAUGAGUAUUAUCUAUCGAAGGAAGGCAAAAUGGAAAAAAGUUUCUUGAACUUCAAGGCUAAUAAUCCGGAUUGGGAACCCACCGACCCAGCAGGAUCUGUAUAUCUCAGUCGUCUUAAUGAAUUCAAUAAUCAAAUUCACCAUGAUCGACCAAGUAGUCUGCGUACAUCGGGAAUUGAUUCAAUUUUACGUACAAGUCGUCGAACAGGUAAUGUUCACUUUGGAGCAACAACAAGCUACACGACCGCGAAUCCAUCAACUUAUGGACAUCAUCGAAAGAAUACUGGUGUUGGUGAUUCAAUAUUAAAAGAAGAUGACGUAGCUCACUCUACUGCUGUGCCGCCUCCACUUCGCAAACAAUAUCCUAAUUACAAGAGUGAAUUGGGUGAUUCAUUCUAUUUAACUGGUGAAAGUGGAAGAGGCAUAAAUAUAUCUAAUGGCGUUUCAGAUGGUUCUUCACCUCCAGAGUCCCCGGAACUUGAUCGGCCACGUCAAGCUGGUAUCUUUGGUUUAUUGAAUCAGUUUUAUGAAUUGAACACUUCGAAUAUUUGA
Molecule: messenger RNA, 2361 nt
Organism: Ambispora leptoticha
Lineage: Eukaryota; Fungi; Glomeromycota; Glomeromycetes; Archaeosporales; Ambisporaceae
Source: the annotation of a GenBank genome assembly